AUGCGUUCCUUAUAUUACGCUGUAAUGGCUUCCUAUCGCCUGUUCUCAUCAUAAAAACUCUACCUUUACCUUCCCUUACUCCCCUGCGAUCGGUAAAUACAAUACUACUCGAAGAGGAGCGAUGGAGUUCGAUCUUGAGAACCCGCUGACGAGUUCCGAAGACGAGCACCAGGGCUGGGGCUCCAUAUCGGCGCUCUUCGCCGCGGAGUCCGACCACAUGAUCUCCACCGUCGGUCUCAUCGAUCUCUCCUCCCGGAGAGACGCCGUGUCUUUGGUCCUCCAGGCGCAGUUCGAUUGCAAUCUGGAUCCCUUCGUCGCUUACCUCGCAAUCAACUACAUCGAUCGGUUCCUAUCCAAGCGCAAAAUCCAGAGAGAGAAGCCGUGGAUCAUCCAGUUGCUCUCUAUCGCCUGCCUCUCCCUUGCCUCCAAGAUGAAGAAGACCAACUUCAUGCUCGCGAAUUUCCAGGGAAAGGAAGGAUUCAUAUUCGACGCUCAAACGAUCCGGAGGAUGGAGCUUCUGGUGCUUGGGACUUUGGAUUGGAGGAUGCGAUCCGUCACCCCUUUUUCCUUCCUAAGUUUCUUCAUCUCCUUCUUCUCGCCGGCUCGACCCCCUCUCCUUCAAGCCCUCAAAGCCCAUGCCACCCAAAUCCUUCUCAAAGCUAAAAACGAGAUCAAGAUGCUGGAGUUCAAACCUUCGGUGGUGGCUGCAUCCUCACUGCUCUCCGCUGCCUACGAAAUCUUCCCCAUCCAGUUCCCGGCCUUCCGCGCCGCCGUCUCCUCCUGCAACUUCGUAAAUGAAGAGAAGUUGUGGGAGUGCAGCAUCGUGAUAGGAGCCGCGACAGCAACGGCGAUGGACGGCUGCGAUGAUUCGGCCGGGAUGGGCGAAGGGUCAAGCCCCGAGACGCCAGUUACCGUCCUCGGCCGCCACUCCUCGAGCUCCGAGAGCGAGACCGCCGUUGGAUCCUCAUCGGACGGCCGGGAGCUCAAGAAGCGCCGGACCACUUCCACCCUCCGCGCCUCCUGCGAUCACAGCGGAUAAAAGAACAAAUAACGGGGCAAACGCAUAAUAUUUUGAGCGAGAGGGAUUAAAACCAAAAAAAGAUACCCUUUCGUGUGCCGCUUCUUCUAUGAAUCGAAGUCAUCGAGUGGUGGGUGGAUGGAUGGGUUCAGAAAACAAAAACAACAUAAUUGUUGUUAAUUCUCUGUUUUCUCUAUCAUAUAUAUAUAUUUAUUAUAAAAUAUGGAAUUGG
Molecule: messenger RNA, 1250 nt
Organism: Musa acuminata subsp. malaccensis (wild Malaysian banana)
Lineage: Eukaryota; Viridiplantae; Streptophyta; Magnoliopsida; Zingiberales; Musaceae
Product: cyclin-D6-1-like
Biological process (GO): regulation of cyclin-dependent protein serine/threonine kinase activity; mitotic cell cycle phase transition
Cellular component (GO): cyclin-dependent protein kinase holoenzyme complex; nucleus; cytoplasm
Molecular function (GO): cyclin-dependent protein serine/threonine kinase regulator activity
Source: RefSeq, a predicted model, not a curated record